AUGAGGCCGAAAAUCGUCUUCGAGUGUGCUAGGGUCGAUCCAAAUGUCCCAUAUGAAGACUCAAUAAGCUAUAUCGCAAAUUAUGCGAAAGCCGGUAAAAUUGAUGGCAUUACAAUUUCUGAAAUUGGUUCUAAAUCAAUUAAAAAGGCAGCAAGCACUUUCCCAAUAUCUUUUACUGAAGUGGAACUAUCCUUAAUGUGUCAAGACUUAAUUUCUAAUGGUGUUUUGAAAACCGCUUCUGAGCUUGGAAUUCCAAUUAUAGCAUAUUUUCCACUCUGCGGAGGUUAUUUAACAGACUCAGCUACUCAGAUGGGAACCAAUUUUUUGAAAGACGAACACAAAGGUGACGUAAGAAAUCAUUUAGUAAAGCUCCUGAAGGAGAAUAUCCCUCAGAAUAUGAAGUUAUUUAAAAAGCUAUAUGAAUUUUCUCGUUGUAAAGAAAACUUCUCUUGA
Priceomyces carsonii is the source of this 453-nucleotide messenger RNA. RefSeq lists its product as uncharacterized. The transcript has a single exon. The record is from RefSeq and is a predicted model, not a curated record. NCBI's taxonomy places the organism in Eukaryota, Fungi, Ascomycota, Pichiomycetes, Serinales, Debaryomycetaceae. Bases 1 to 453 code for a protein of 150 amino acids. Gene Ontology annotation, cellular component: cytoplasm.